Molecule: messenger RNA, 833 nt
Organism: Lolium perenne
Lineage: Eukaryota; Viridiplantae; Streptophyta; Magnoliopsida; Poales; Poaceae
Cellular component (GO): membrane; intracellular membrane-bounded organelle
Molecular function (GO): heme binding
Source: RefSeq, a predicted model, not a curated record
GGGACACCAGCUGCAUUGAAGGAGAAUCUAGUUUCUUGACUCAGUUUCCUCCUCCGGUGUUGGCCUGAAUCUUGGAAGCGAGUGAUGGCGGGAGGGAAGGUGUACUCGUUCGAAGAGGUGCGGAAGCACAACACCCUGGAGGAUUGCUGGCUCAUCAUCCACGGCAAGGUGUACGACGUGACGCCGUUCAUGGCGGAGCACCCCGGCGGCGAGGACGUGUUGCUGGUGAGCACCGGCAAGGACGCGACGGUCGAUUUCGAGGACGCACACACCGAGGCGGCCAGGGAGCUGCUGCCGCAGUACUGCAUCGGGGAGAUCGACGCCGCGACCAUCACCGCCGAGCUCGCCCAACCCUCCAAGAAGGCAUGGGCUACCAAGCCGAAAGCGGGCCCCACGAGCCUCUGGAUCACGCUGCUGCAGCUCGCCGCGCCUCUCCUGCUGGUGGCCUUCGCGCUCCAAAACUACACCAGCAUCACUACAGAGUACUAGCUAGCUAGUGGUACAAAAGAAAAGAAGAGCAGAUGCCGUGGCGAAUUCCGCCGUGAUGCAAAUCCUACAGCCUUCUUCUUGGAAGUACUACCUGUCAACAUCGCGAGUGUUCCGUCUCAAACACUGCAAUCAUAGAUUUCUGAUUUUCUGGCUAUAUCCGAUUAUACGGGGAGGUUUCGUGCUUGUGAUUAAUCGUUGGUCGAUUUCACAAAAAUGUAAGAUGUUUCUCGGCGUUAUCUAGGACAUGAAAUGUACACUCCAGAUUCUCUAAGUUGGUUAAGCAAGUCAGAGAGCUACACUACCUCAAGAGCAUCUUCAGUUGCUUCCUAGCCGCGUUUCCCAAA